AUGUUGGCAGCUCUCCGCACGCAGGCAUCUGCGACCGUGCCAGCCUCGGCGUUCCUCCGCUCCACGCUCCCCACUCGAACCUUCUCCUCCUCCUCCGCUCGCCUGCUCACCUCCUCCAAGGUCUACCCGUCCGCCGACGAAGCCGUCGCCGACAUCAAGUCCGGUUCUACUCUGCUCUCCGCCGGAUUCGGUCUCUGCGGCACCCCCGAAACGCUCAUCGCCGCCAUCUCGCGUCACCCGCACAUCAAGGACCUCACCGUCGUCUCCAACAAUGCCGGAACGGGCGACUUCGGUCUCGGCAAACUGCUCAGGUCCAGACAGAUCAAGAAGAUGAUCUCGUCGUUCAUCGGAGGGAACAAGUACUUUGAAUCGCAGUACCUCACCGGACAGGUUUCGCUGCAGCUGACACCGCAGGGUACGCUGGUGGAAAAGUGCAGAGCCGGUGCUUUCGGUAUCCCCGCAUUCUACACUCCCACGGGGUACGGUACCGCUGUUCAGACCGGUGAUCUCGUCGUGAGGUACGAAAAGCGCGAGGAGGGAAGCAAGGAGCCGUUGAAGGCAGCAGAGAUGGCCAAGCCGAAAGAGGAGAGGAGCUUCAACGGUAGGAACUACAUCCUCGAGGAGGCCAUCUACGGCGAUGUCGCCAUCAUCCACGCUUGGAAGGUCGACGAAGCGGGUAACGCGAAAUUCCGAUACGCGGCCAACAACUUUAGCGCUCCCUUUGGUAAGAACGCCAAGAUCACGAUUGUGGAGGCCGAGGAGAUCGUUCCGGUGGGAACAUUGGGGGCGGACGAGAUCCAUCUGCCGGCGAUAUUCGUCGACAGGAUCGUCAGGAGUCAGCACGAGAAGCAGAUCGAGGUCAAGACUGUUUCGGAUGCACCCAAGAGCGGCUCGUCGAGCGGUGCAGAUGCAGCCAAGCAAGAAGCCAAAGACCGACGUGUUCGCAUUGCAAAGCGAGCUGCAAAGGAAGUUCAGGAUGGUGACUACAUCAAUUUGGGCGUCGGAAUGCCGUCUCUCGUCCCCAACUACUUGCCCCCGGGAGUCAACGUUGUGCUGCACUCCGAGAACGGAAUCCUCGGCAUGGGUCCCUACCCCAAGACCUCCGAACUCGACGCCGACAUCGUCAACGCCGGCAAGGAGACCGUCACCCUCCUCCCCGGUGCCUCGACGUUCGACUCCUCCGAAUCCUUCGGCAUGAUCCGUGGCGGUCACAUCAACGUAACCAUGCUCGGAGCCCUCCAAGUCGGUGCCAACGGCGAUCUCGCCAACUACAUGAUCCCCGGCAAAAAGGUCUCUGGUGUAGGUGGUGCGAUGGAUCUCGUUUCCAACCCCAGCAACACCAAAGUCGUCGUCGUCAGCGAUCACGUGGAUAAGAACGGAAGGAGCAAGAUCGUCGCAGACUGCAAACUGCCCUUGACAGGUUCGAGGUGCGUCAGCAGGAUCGUCACCGAUCUCUGCGUCUUCGACGUCGAUCGUGUCGGCGACCAGGGCUUGACCCUCAUCGACCUGCAGGACGGAGUAACGGUUCAGGAGGUUAGGGAGAAAACGGAUGCUCCGUUCAAAUUGGCACCCGGUAUCAAGGAGUGA
Molecule: messenger RNA, 1587 nt
Organism: Pseudozyma hubeiensis SY62
Lineage: Eukaryota; Fungi; Basidiomycota; Ustilaginomycetes; Ustilaginales; Ustilaginaceae
Product: succinyl-CoA:3-ketoacid-coenzyme A transferase
Exons: 1
Coding region: 1-1587 (528 amino acids)
Biological process (GO): ketone body catabolic process
Molecular function (GO): succinyl-CoA:3-oxo-acid CoA-transferase activity
Source: RefSeq, a predicted model, not a curated record